AUGCAAGGACCCCAAAGCUUCCAGCAGAUAACAACUUCAGUGACGGCCAGUGCUCCAACAGUCCCGUCCAAGGAGCAGAGCUCCAAUCUUUUUUACGCAUCAAAUGGAAGUCAAAUGUUAAUGGCUCCGCAACUCAGUCCAACUCAACAUCCCCAACAACCGGCACACAUGUAUCCCGUGAACGCAACAGCAGUUGAUGCUAGUAAUGCGGCUCUUGCUGGUUUUCGUCGACUUCUGGCUGAAUUAAAGGCCAAAAAAUUCGACCAAAUUCGUUUUGCUGCGUACCGUACCGCAAGCAAACUGCGGUACAUCCAGAAGCGGACCCUACUAAGGAGAAUCCGAUGUGCCCUCGGGCUCAAACUGAAGGAGGAGGAGGAAGAGGAUUGGGGUAGGAGUAGCAUUAUCAUCGUCAUCAUCUUCGCCAUCGUCGUUGUAGUCAUCUCCGCCACUACCAUCAUCAACGUCAUCGUCACCACCACCAUCACCAUCACAUUAAAGAGGAAAGCAUGGGAGGCUUGUGAAAGUCCACCUUUGCCUGUUGUUGAGGCUGUUGUUAGACAGUCCGGGUUCGUGUCCAUCGUGAAUCACACCGCAUGUGCCCUCCGCGGCAAAAUCAGUUCCAUAGAGCUAUGGCGUCUACUGGAGACAUUCAGGGAGUUGGGGUUACACUCGACAGAUCCAUCUACCAGUCUUAAUCGUCAGGGGACGGAGCAUCUUCUCAACCGAAUCUACACGGCUUUAGUCCCGCUCUACAUUGAAAAGGGCAUUGCCUCAAAUGAAACAGGAGCUCAGUUUGCGAUGGCUCAGGCUGGUGAGAUACUACUGGGAUGGUUGACCUACAUCCUCGAUCCCACCAACUGUGGUCGUCUAGCUGUCAGUGGGCUCAAAGUAGCAUUGUCGACUCUUGCUACUGGAAGACCGAUUGACAAAUUCACUUACCAUUACAGUUUACUGGUGAACUCGGCGGGCGUACUGCAAAUCGAGAGGCUAGAAGCCUAUCUUCAAGAGCUGCUAUCUCUUGCGGUCGGGGUUUUUGAGGAACCCAACUUCUCCUACAAUUCCCAGACCUCCAAAUUCCUUUUUACGGGUUGUGAGGGCUGCAAACGCGAGCCAAUUGUCGGUCUGCGCUAUAAAUGCACCCGCUGUCCGAGGUAUAACCUUUGCCAGGAUUGUUUUUGGACCGGAAUCACCACAGACCCACACACCAAUAGCCACGAUGUGAAGGAGUACACCUCUGCAACGAAAACGCACUCCAGACAGUUUGGUCACUCCUUGCGAAAGUCCUUUCAAUUCGGACGACAGCAGAGUAUGCCUACUGGCCAAACCGUUCAACCGACACCACAGCAGCAGCAACAACAACAGAAAGUGGCGAACACCAUGGGUGCAGUUCGUCCACCUCAGCAGGCACCUUUUGCCUCAUUUCCGCAGUACCGACUUUGUCGGCCCGGUUUGCCGGCUUCGAUGUUACAGUCGAGUGGCAUGCCUCCGACCUUCUACUACUCCGUGCCCGCACCUGGUUCGGCCGCUCUCGCUCGUCCACCGCCAACACCGGUCAUGCAGACACGCGCCUUCCAUCGAGCCACUUCCGUACCACUUCAGUCACAGGCACCACUGCCACCGCCACCACAGGCUCCACAACAACAAGCGGUCUUUCCACCAGGCUUCAAUGCCACCACGGUGCAACCCCUGCCUUCGCUCGGAAGGGAUGCUUUGCCAACACCAAUGGUGGUGGCUCGAGGUGCUAAUAUGUCACGACAGCAAAUCCAGUCCCAGCGUCAUCUGUCGACAACACAGGCUCCGGUCCAACGACAGCAGCUGUCCGGUUUGCCAUCCCAGCGUCAACUUUCAACUGAUGGCGGCGAGGUUGGCACGGCAAUUAAUGCGUCCACCACACCCACUACUGUUGGGUAUUGCGGAGUUGUCGCCGCACCCGGAAACUCAGAUGCUUCCAUUAUACCACCCAAGAGUAUGGUAGAUGGUACACUAGGAAGGAAGCACAUUCAACAUGCCACACAGCAGCAACAAUAUCCACUUGAAGGAGGUCUCUUCAGACAGAUGUCAGCCCAGGCUAGCCUCGGACAUCCUGAUGAGCAUAAAAUGAUCGCCAGCUACGCGGCUCGUUUGGUGGCUUCAAGAACCCUUUCUGGACAGGCCAUAAAUGACGCCGUGGGGUCAACACAGUCUCAACGAGAGCUUGUAGCUCAGUUGGAGGCUAAGAACAGAGAAAUUUUGUUGGAAAUACAACGUCUGAAAAUGGAACAGGCAAAUCAGACUGCGGGAAUCGCUGCAGCAAUGGGAGACAGUGGUAUCAAACUACCUCCAACAGGCAUGGUGCAACCACAACUUCCUUCUUCGGACGUCGAAGAUCCACAACUCGUGGCGGAGCUAAACGCGCUUCGUCAGCGCAAAUCAGAACUGGAGGCAAGAAUGAACGACUUGCAGGGUAAUCGACGUGACCUCACAAUCCAACUGGAGACACUAAUGCGCCUAUUGAAGACAAGUCCAGGCCAGUUGGGAAAACUGAAUGAGGACUUGACAUUUGGUCCUCCAUACCAUCAACAAAACUACUCUUCACGACCGCGAACAGCAAACGCAAUGCUACCUAGACGAAGCUGUAGCCUUAUUCGUCGCAGCAGUGGUACACGGGCCUCUCUGGAAGCUCUCACUAACGAGACGGGUCAUCAGCGAUCGUUAGGCACAGAAUCACUGCUAACCACUGCAGGCAUGAAUGAACAGACGGUGGGAAACACAAUGUCAUUGCAAAGACGAGGCAGCAAUCGUCUUCUCUCCCCACAACAUCAAAUGGCCGACGUUUCGCACAAAAGUCGACCACGAAACCUCUCGCACUCCGUCGGCCCGGCAACGGGUGCUCUGCUCAGAGGGAGCUCAACCGCCAUGCCGGUUACAUCUGUGAUGGAGAAGUGGCAGGGAUACCCGGGAAUAUCAGGGCGAGGAACGGAUGUAGUCUGUUCACCCGAACCCGCUCAUGGCAGUAUUCUGGACUCCAAGGAACGCACGGCUGGCAACUCACAACACUCCUCGAAAGUCACUCUGGAGCUAAGUGGCAAUCAGGGUGCUUCAAAUACCAGACAGUGUGAGGCUUUGUCAAUAUCAGUGCGAAGUCAGCAGUGUCGCUCUCCACUGAGCGGAGUUGGAAGUGGAGCAUAUUCGGCCGAAUCAGACUGUGGUGAGUCGUCGCAGACUUCGCGGCGACGGCCUUUUAACUGUGCUGCGGCAUUCGAAUCUCCUGGUGGUUCGGGCAACAUGAGCUCUUCAACCGACGCCUAUCUCUACUCCGAUCCAGAGAUGUUGGGCACCGGGUGGCAGGAUAGCAGUGGCGGACGCAGAAAUCAAUUCAAUAACACCAACAAAAUCUCCGUCACCACCACUGCCUCCACCAGCAACACUGGCGUCGAUCAGACCUCCAGCGUCACUGUAGUCUCAGCUCCCGGGGCUAGUGCAUCGGUGAAUAGCAUAGAAAAAAAAUUGAGUGGAGGAACGGUAACGAUCUGCGAAAGUGAUCUCGUUGCGUAG
Molecule: messenger RNA, 3534 nt
Organism: Echinococcus granulosus
Lineage: Eukaryota; Metazoa; Platyhelminthes; Cestoda; Cyclophyllidea; Taeniidae
Product: Dystrobrevin-1
Exons: 18
Coding region: 1-3534 (1177 amino acids)
Biological process (GO): synaptic signaling
Cellular component (GO): plasma membrane; synapse
Molecular function (GO): zinc ion binding
Source: RefSeq, a predicted model, not a curated record